Tricharina praecox is the source of this 2198-nucleotide messenger RNA. RefSeq names its product 5'-nucleotidase. The record is from RefSeq and is a predicted model, not a curated record. Lineage: Eukaryota; Fungi; Ascomycota; Pezizomycetes; Pezizales; Pyronemataceae. The transcript has 5 exons. Gene Ontology annotation, molecular function: metal ion binding; hydrolase activity, acting on ester bonds; nucleotide binding. Bases 333 to 2060 code for a protein of 575 amino acids. Gene Ontology annotation, biological process: nucleotide catabolic process.
AGGAGAUUCGCCAGAAGUCUUGAUAGAAAAGAGAUUGAGAAGCCAAGCAGGCAGACGGCGGCCUGGCGGGCGCGGCGGCGGUUGAAACUUGAGAGAGUUGUGAUUACAUAUCUAUCUCUGCCCCACGUGGAUAAGCUAAUCACUAGUACUCUAAGUGGGUAUUUUUUCUGGAGCUGUACUAUGCCUGAACGUCUCGUGCGACAAAGUAGAACACCCAGUCGUGUUGUAGUAUAAAGUGCGAAGUAGGUAUCCCGCCUUCCCUCCUCCUCUUCAACUCGCCUUCCACUCAGCACAGCGAACCGAUUCGAGAAUUGAGAGUUGGAUAAGUAGGUAUGAAGUUCUUUACAGGAAUCGCCUUGGUCUUGGAGGCGCUGUCGGUGUUUGCAGGCGUCCUCGCGGACGCGGAGCCGGAAGUCAUCGUCGAUAAGCUGGUAUCGCGGAGGAGCGGCCUGGGCAGGAGGGAUCGCGGGUACUCGAAUGGCGGCAGCAAGGACACGACGGGGAAGUGGAAGAAUGGACGGCAGAAGAACGGAAAGAACUAUGAGAUCUCGUUCUACCACAUCAAUGAUGUUCACGCACAUCUCGAUGAAUUCCGUGCCAGCGGGUCGUCCUGCAUUGAUCCGUCGAAGGGAUGUGUUGGAGGUUACUCCCGUGUCAAAACGGUUAUCGACCAGACGAGGAAGACGCACAAGAACUCGCUGUUCCUGAACGCCGGAGACGAAUUCCAGGGAACCCUUUUCUACACCAUCUUCAAGGGCGAGAAGAUUGCCGAGACACUCAACCAGCUUGGAUUCGACGCUAUGACUUUAGGAAACCACGAGUUUGACGACGGCGACGAUUUGCUCGCCGGUUUCCUGCACAACCUGACUUUCCCUGUCAUUUCCAGCAACGUCCAUACAGACAACAGGGAGCUUGCAAGUGCUCUCCUGCCAUACAAGAUCUUCAAAAAGCACAAGCUCGCGGUCCUUGCAGUGACCACCGAGACUACUGCCGGUAUUUCCAACCCUGGAAACGGCACCACUUUCGAGGAUCCUGUGGCCGCUGCCAUCCGUACUGUCAAGGCCAUCAAGAAGAAGCACCGGGAUAUUAAACGUAUUGUGGCUCUUACCCACAUCGGCUAUGACAAGGAUAUCGAGCUUGCAAAGGCGACGACCGAUAUCUCGCUGAUCAUUGGUGGUCACUCGCACACUCUGCUCGGCAACCAGACUGCCGCCAAAGGAAAAUACCCCACCAUCGAGACCAACCUCGACGGCGACGAAGUCUUCAUCGUGCAGGCCUACCGCUGGGGUGAAUAUCUCGGAUACAUCGACGUAGAGUACGACUCGAAGGGCAAGAUCGUUGCUUACGAGGGUGCUCCCUUCCACCUGACCAAUGCCACCAAGGAGGAUGUCGGACUCAAGUCGCAGAUCAAGGGAUGGUCCACUGCCUUCGAAGCAUACUCCGGUACCGUACUCGGGGUCACUGAGUUCGAUCUCAUUCAGUCCACUUGCCAAUCGAUGGAGUGCACGCUCGGCGACUUCACCGCGGACUCGAUGGAGGACUACCGCCCUUCCGAGAACCUGGCCGGUGCUAUCAUCAACGCCGGCGGUAUACGCGCCGAGAUUGACGCCGGAAAAAUCACGCUGCAGCAGGCGCUCGAGUGCUUCCCCUUCGGCAACAGCAUCGUCGAGCUCGACUUCACCGGCGAGCAGCUAUGGACCAUCUUCGAGGGGAUCGCCUCGCGCCUCAACCAAGAAAACGGCCUCGCAGUAACGAGCAUGGUGCAAGUCUCGCGCAGCAUCCGGCUCACCUACAACCCGACGAACCCCGUUGGCAGCCGUCUCAUCACGCUGAAGAUCAAAGCCCAGCCCAUCGACCUGACCAAGACCUACACCAUCAGCACGCUCGACUUCCUGGCCACCGGCGGCGACAACUUCUGGGCCCCCAGGACCGACUUUGUCACCCUGGACACGAUGGACGAGGUCUGGGCGGACUAUGUGCGCGAGGUCACGCCGAUCUCGUAUGUCCUCGAUGGGAGGAUCGCGACUACCACCGAGACGGUGCCGCAGAAGGGAGUGUAAUUACUCGGCUGCCGAAAGACGGAGUACGACGUGCGUAAUGAUACCCAGGAACUACGGUGAUGUUGGUAUUUGGUAAUGAGUGGCUAAGGCGUUUGUUGUCUGGGUAAUCUGAUAAUCAAUAACUUUUUGAGUCUCCAC